Messenger RNA from Papilio machaon (common yellow swallowtail), 1503 nucleotides. Its product is annotated as cytochrome P450 4C1. The transcript is spliced from 9 exons. The annotation marks the transcript as partial. Gene Ontology annotation, molecular function: heme binding; iron ion binding; oxidoreductase activity, acting on paired donors, with incorporation or reduction of molecular oxygen. NCBI's taxonomy places the organism in Eukaryota, Metazoa, Arthropoda, Insecta, Lepidoptera, Papilionidae. The record is from RefSeq and is a predicted model, not a curated record.
AUGAUUUAUUAUUUAAUACUAAUAUGUGUUGCGUUGAUAAUUAUACAUAUAUUAUUAAACUAUAAUCAAAAAGCAAUCAUGCUACGGAAAAUUCCUGGAUUUAAAGACACAUUUAUAAUUGGAAACGUUUUAGAAAUUUGUCUACCACCAGUGCAACUUUUUUCCUCGGUACGACAGUUAGCAAAAGAAAAAAAUGGAAUUUAUAGAUUUUGGAGCUUUCCUAUUGCGUCUGUUAACAUUUACAAUCCUGAAGAUAUUGAGGUUAUUCUUUCCAGUAUGAAAUAUCAUGAGAAAAGUCAUGCUUAUGAAUUUCUGAAACCAUGGUUGCGGGAUGGUUUGUUAUUAAGUUCUGGAUCAAAAUGGCAAAAGCGAAGAAAGAUUCUAACGCCAGCUUUCCACUUCAAUAUAUUGGGUAGGUAUCAUGCAAGCAUUGUCGAAAAUACAAUGCGUUUGGUGGCGAAGCUUGACAAAGCAGUAGGCAUCAGCGUUGACAUCAUACCAUUUAUGUCUGACUGUACUCUAAAUAGUAUUUGUGAAUCAAUAAUGGGCACAAAACUUAAGGAUGACACGUUAGGGAAAAGUUAUAAGAACGCAAUAUAUGAAUUAGGACCUGUUUUGGUAAAGCGAUUCAUCACACCUCAUUUGUAUAUAGAUUUUAUAUUUAAGUUGUCUACAUUGGGAAAGAUACAUAAAAAGGCACUUGGUAUUAUUCAUAAUUUUACACGUAGGAUUAUAAAUGAUCGAAAAAAAUAUGUAACAGAGAAUGGAAUAAAUUUCUUUGAAGCCGUGGAAGGUAGAGAUGAUGAAUAUAUAAUGAUGUACGCUAAGAAAAAGAGGACAGCAAUGUUAGACUUACUUAUUUUAGCACAACAAGAGGGUCUGAUCAACACAAUUGGUAUAGAGGAAGAAGUCGAUACUUUCAUGUUUGAGGGCCAUGAUACUACAGCAGCGGGGUUAUCAUACUGUCUGAUGUUGUUGGCUAACCACCCAUAUAUACAGGACAAAGUAUUUAUAGAACAAAGGGAGAUAUUUGGUGACACUAAACGAACCGCAACUUUAAAGGAUCUUAACGCGAUGCAUUACUUGGAUCGCUGCAUUAAGGAAUCGUUCCGACUUUACCCGCCAGUACCUUUCAUUAGCAGAUGGAUGAAUGAAUCGGUAAAAUUAAGUAAUUAUACAGUACCAGCAGGAACUUCAUGUAACAUACACAUAUACGACUUACAUCGCAAUGAACUUUUGUAUCCAAACCCGUCGUUGUUCGAUCCGGACAGAUUUUUGCCAGAAAAUGUUGCCAAGCGUCAUCAUUACGCCUACAUUCCUUUUAGUGCCGGUCCACGGAAUUGUAUUGGACAAAAAUUUGCAAUGAUGGUAAUGAAGUCAAUAGUGUCCGGGAUAAUAAGAAACUUUGAAUUACAUCCAGUGACGACUUGUUCAGAUCUCCGCUUCCAGAUUGACUUAAUACUGAGAAAUUCUGAACCAGUGUAUAUUAAAUUUACAAAGAGA